AUUAUAUUGGCCUAUCUAAUAGUAAAUUUUAGUUCAUUUCUUUAGCCCAUGUAUUCAAGAUGGAUUAAUGUGAUUCAGUAAUAGUACUUGUUAACACUAUGGCAACUACUGGCUAAACUCGCCCACUAACUUCCAAAACUGACACCGAGACCCUGGCCCAAGGCCCUACUAUACUAUCAGUGUAUCAGCCUACAAGUUUAAGUAGAUGCAGAUGAGUAGAUAUAGUACUAGUAGUAGGUUAGUAGUCAACUUAUACUAUACUGUAACUAUACUAUUGAAAAGUGGGUAAACGUGAGAGAUAGCACCGCGUUUUUUACCAUGGCGAACUUAUGUCCUAAAUUUAUCCCUAAACUAAAUGUAUCGGUCUAUCCGUCUAUGUCAUGUGUGUGUAAUCAUGUAAUGUACCUAAUAAUAAUUAAUAAAGAUAAAUAGGCAUACUUCAAAAUGAAAUAUUUAUUUUUUGGUUAUAGUUAGCCUUGAGUUGCCAUUGCAUUUUGCCUUUAUUAUGCCACUAUCCAGCUUUAGGUUAGAAAGGCGGGCUAGGACUAGGGGAUUAAUUAUUAUUAUUUUUAUUUAUUAGGUUACGCCCAGGCCUACACUGAACCCCCAUUUACCCUAGCCUAUCAGAUCAGGAUGCCUCAUGUUGUUGGCAUACCAAUAAUAACUCAAAAUGAAAUCGCACCAUUCUGACAUUAUAAUUAUGAUCAAACAUUGGGGCACCAUCCAUAUAUUAAUAUAUUAUGUAUUGGAGAUAUUGCAAGGAGGCUAGGAGGUGGAAUGUUCUUGACAGACUGAGAAAGUGUGUCCAUUUAUACACAAACAGAGCAAAGAAAGCCAGUGAGACUUUAACAAAUAAUUGUCUAUAAAUAAUUUGAUUGUUUAUUUAGGGGAAGUGGGCGGAAAGCUCAUUUGUGAGCAGAUCAGAAGAGGGUGUACAAAAAAGUACUGGAACAGCAGAGGAGGGGGAGGGUGAAAUGUGACUGCAAUGCAGUGGAAAAUUAAGAACUUUUAUGGGGGGGGGGGGGGAGAUUAUUUGAAAAUGAGAGAAGGGAAUGGGGUGGACUUGGGUUCAGGGAAACAUUAAGAAUAAAUGAAAGUUAUAUUGUAUUUAUGAUGUGAAAUUUGGAUGGAUUUUAAAAAAAAAUUUGGAUGGAUUUUAAAAAAAAAUUUCGCUUUUGCUUUAUAAUACUGCAUUUAGUGUUGUCAUAACAGUGAAAGAUAUCAUUUUGUAAUUGCAUUCUUUAAAAAGAAAGGGACAAUAAUGGCAACUCCGGGUACAGAUAUCUCUGAAGAGAAAGAUGUUGAAAAGGAACCACUCCUCCUUGAAACAGUAUGGCUGAAGCAGCCACAAAUUGAAGAAGCAGAAGCAAUAUUUCAACAGCUUUCAAUAAAUGAUAGCAGUGGAGAUAGAAUGUUCCACAAUGAAUCUGGUGAUUGUAUGACUUCUUUGGAUGAUAUUAAAUGUGAGCUUCCAGAAAGUAAAGAAAAGUCUAAUUCUAAUGUAAGUUUUUUAAAAAUUCUAAUUUUAUGCAACCGUAAUAAACAUUUAACUUUCCUUUUUUAACAUGUACUAAAACAUUUUACACCUAUUAUAUUAUAAAUAAGUCCUACAUGAGGAAAAGAGAUGAAUAUGAUAAAUAAAUGUAUAGAAUAAAUUCUUUUUUUUUUUGUCAAACUCUUCUUAUCUCUUAAAAAUUUCAACUUGAUAAAUGAUUGAAUUCUAAGUAUCAAAGAUUUUGUUUUAAAUGCUUGAAUGUACACACUAUUGAAACCUGAUACUCUUUCUUUUGUAGGACAAGUUAUACCUAGAACAAGAAACUGUUUGGUUCAAGCAACAGUUUUAUGAAGAUGCUGAAGUUCGGUACCACAUGUUUUUGGCAGGAACUUUUAAUUCUGAUGUACCAAAUGUAACUAUAGGAACACCUAAUAAGGUAGAUAUCAAUCUUUUGAGAGAAUUCAUUGGUUUUUCUCCUGAAUCCUCUACAAUAUUUUUCCAACAAAAAAUUUAAGUGGGAUUUUGAUAAAAAUAUAUUUAUAUUAUACAAGUCACUUCAAAUUUUGUAUUAGAAAUUGGUUAUAUUUGUGGACACUCAUCAAUUUAUGUCCAUAGAAAGUGUGCUCAGUGCUCAACAUAAGUCCGGACCUUAACAUUAUUCAGCAAUCUGUAAAUCUCUGCCAUUUUCACCCUUCCAUGCAGUUAUUAUGUAGCAGCAAGUAUGGUUUAAAUGUGUUUUAGAAAUGGUCCAUUACCUUAAAUUAUUGACCAUUCAAAAACAUGGAGUUGAAGUCUAUUAAAAAUUAUAGGCAAAAAUGAAUCUAUUAUUAGAGCGUAUGUCACUGUAUGUGUUUAAUAAUUUUGUUCUUUUCCAGCGUCUUCAUGUCCAUGAUGGAAAGACGCAAUUCAAAAAACAACGUCAAGAAGGAAAAGGCAAAGGAGAAGCUCUAGAGAGAAAACUGCAUACUGAAGUGGGAACAUUGUCAAAAACUCUAAAAACCAUCCAAGGGCGACUUGAGGAUUUUGAAAAGGUAGUGGUGAACAUAACUUUUAGAAAACAAUUUCAAUUUGCAUCUAGUAUAAAUGAAAAAUGCUAUUUAGCGUGUUCAAUAUAAAAUAACUAUACUUGGUUUUGGGUCUUUAGCUGAUAGAAUGGAGAAAAAAAUAGUAUUUAUAAAUGUAUAUUAAGCAUAAUAGUAAAAAUAAUACAUUUUAGAAUUGUAACAGACGAAACAUGAAAAAGACAUAAUAUUUGAGUUAGCAUCUGUUGUAUUGAUUUCCUCUGAAAUCUACUUUUUAAUUGAAAUAUAUUUUUUUCAAACUAAUUCUCUACAGUUUUCCUUUUCUAAGGAAAACUUUUAGAAAGCACAUUAAAUAUUAAACAAAAUACAGAGAAAAUAAUCUAACAGACACAACAUGACUUAAUAACUGACAAUGCGUCUGAAUGCAAGCAAUAAGAAAAAUAGAAAUGUCAAUUCUUUUACAGACUUAUAAAUACUUCACUGUAGCAGUUCUAAAAAAAAUAACAGUGCUUUCAUGCUUAUCCAUUAUUUGACAUUGACCAUGACAAUAAUAAUUGUCAGCCUAUAUUUACUAGAAGUAAAAAAAAAAAUUUAUAUUAAAAUAUGUAGACAACUUGUUCUUAAUGCAAGAUGGCCACCAGGUCAAGUGUCGUACUAUACAAAGAUAGUAAAAAAUGACUUUAUACCAAUAUGCUUGAAAUAAAUGUAAAUAGUACCAAAUUUUAUGUCAUUUAAUUCUGUAUCUUGUGUCUAACCACUUUUACAUGGAAUCCAUCUAUCAACUAUUUCAUUAGAAAAUUAUAACCUUUUUCUAAAGUGGCUUGCAUUAGUUGAUACAAAUUUGUUCACCAAGCCAUUCAUCCUGAUGCAUUUAUAGAAACAGUUCAUGCCAAACCCCUCGAGCCACUUUUGUCAAUCACAUUUAUUCAAAUGAUUUUAUUUUUGGUUCUCUACAGACGCAGCAACGAAAAGCACAAGCUGUUCGUGAUGCUGCAUCUCGUCUCACUGCCGCUAUAGAGGCUUGUCAGAGUCGGCUGAACGAUGAAAUUAACCAGAGCGCUGGACAAUUCAGCUCACUGAGAGCAUCUCUUGGAGAAGUUGAUUCCAUAAUUAGUAAUACAGAUAGCAUCUUGGAAGAUGAAGCUUGGGGAAAAUUCAAAACACAUGACACAUUUUGCCAAGCUAUGGCUGAUAGAAUUGCAAAACUUAAUCAAGAUUUAAUACAGUGCGCAGAAAUUUGCAACUGUUUUCAAGCUGAUGUUCCAAAGUCUGAUAUUAACAGGAUUGUAGGAGAAAUCGGUCGACUUUCUUUAAUUAAAAAGCAACAGGGUCCUGAUAAGUUUGGCUUAAAGAAUGAUCUUAUAGCCAAAAGUAUUAAGGAAUUGCUGAACCUUGAUCAGAUUGAACUAGAAUCCAGUGGAUCUCCAGUUUUUUCAGAUUCUGGCCCCGAAGAAAGUGGGUGUAUUUCAGAAACAUCAGAAAAUGAUACUUCAGCCGGUAAACUUUCUAAUUCAAAGAACAAAACACAGUCCUCUAAAGGAAGAGAUAGCAAGACUAAAAAGACUUUCCCAAGUGGUAAAGCUAAUCGAAAUGGCAACGCCGUGCCAUAUUUUGGAAAUAAAGGACCAGAGCAGAACCCGGCUGCCAAGUUAAAGCCUGAAGUCAGCAAUGAUCAAUUAAAUUUUGGGCAGCAUAUUGCUGCAAAGAAAAGGAAUGCCCAGGGGACGCAGAGUACUCCUCAGAAAAAGCAAGAUCUUUUUAAGUUCAAAGGGAUGUCUCACACUUCUAAAACCCCAUUUGUGCAUCAGCCUGGACUUUUAGGACCCAGACCAAACCUGCUUCAAGCCCCUGGUCAGGUUCCUUUCAGAUUUUCUAAUUUGAACACAAUGAUUCAGCAGCAGCAGCGUCCAGCACUUACCAACUUUGGCACCAUGCGUAAUAUGAAUCCUGUAUCUUCAGGCCAGACCGGCUUUGGGAGUAUGGGCUUCAAUUUUUCUAACCAAAGUCGAACACGGCCUAUGGAAAGUAUUAUUCACAAUCCUUCUGUCGGUUUGACAUCCCAAAACCAAGGUCAUAAUCAAAUGGCUCAUAAUGUCAGUGGUCCGGUGAGACAGUCCAAACUUUUCCAGAUUCAUCAGAACCAGUCGCAAAACAAAUCACUGAAAGGGACAGAACAACAAUUUGGAGCUCAGUCUAGGCAGGGAGGAUUCUCUUUCCCGUUUCAUCAGAAUCCGAUCGGCUCGGGGAUGUUGCAAAAUGCUCAAGGAAGUCUCAUGAAUGCCUUUACGGGUGUGCCGCAGGGAAGCAUGGAGCAGCAACUAAAUGAGAUUUCUCAAAAGAUCCAACAUAUGCAGCUUGCUGCGAGUCAGAAUUAUCAGCUCCGGCAACUCAUGCAGGAAACUGAAAGGCUGAAGCAAAUGGUUGCCCAGAAGCAGCACCAACAGCAAGAUCGAUUUCAGCAUCAGUUCCAACUCCUGAUCAAUGCUUUCAUGCAGCAACAGCAGCAGCAGCUUGCUCAAGGGCCCCAGUCCAAAAUUGCAAAGUCUAUGAUGUAUCAGAAUUCCCAGAAACAACGCCUGUUUCAGAAUCGACAACAUCAGCUGCAGCAACAGAAGAAACAAAAGCAGCAGCAAAAUAAAGUUCAGCAUGUGCGGCAGGAACAGCAACUUGGUGAUCCUUUGAAAAAAAUAAAACCUGAAACCUGUGGGCAGCACAUUAAUAGCAAUACGGAUGUUGAGGAGCAGAGCUGGCACAAUCCUUUUGCUUUAACUUCACAGCCUCCGAAACUACCAGGCAAAUAUUCUGUCAUCACUAAACUGAGCACUUUUGACCCCCACGCCUUGGGUGACAAAAGCAGUGCUGGGAUCAGCUCAAUGGUGGUGCUGGACAACAUUGGCUGCCUUGUGGUUGUUGACAUAAUAAACAACUGUCUAAAACUCUAUGAGGUCACCAGGACGAGCUCUUCCACUGAUGCACUGACUCACAAUUUUGUCACAAGACUUGAGUUACCCAGACCCUAUUACAUGACCAGGCUUAAUGCUGACACAAUAGUUAUCAGCAGGGAAGGCAAGAAACUUAGCUUAGUGCGGGUGUCAAAAAAGCGAUUGGAGUACCUCAGAGAUAUUGCUUCUGAAGCACAAUAUUAUGGUGUGGCAUAUGUGAAAGACAAUGUGAUUGCAUGUGCAGCGUACACUGAUAACAAAAUUGACCUUGUGAGCAUUCAGGAUAAUGUCGCACACACCGCUCUGCUGACCGCACAAAAGCAAGGACCAGAAUUGGUCUCGAGUCUGAGCCCCACCGGAUCCGUUGUUUACCUGGAGCGAUUACCAGAUGUCGCAGUACGCCUCGUAUGCAUUUCUUUAAAUGCUGAAUUAGAAUUUCUUGUGGAUUUGGAGUCGGGAGCCUCAGACGUGUGGAAUUUUGCAGCUAUAAAAGAUAAGAUUAUUUGCUGCAACAAGAAAAACAGUAAAAUUAAACUGUUUUCCAGUACUGGAGCUUUGCUCGCCGAUCUAAACUUUCCCAUUGAAACUGUAAAGCAGCCUUUUGCCAUGGCAUUUUGUGAGAAUGGCAACUUGUACAUUGCCAAUGACGGAGAGUGGGACAGCAAAAAUGCUCAUUAUGUGACCACUGAUGUUAAUAUUUAUGAAUUCUCAUAAGGAGAUUGUGAUGUAAGCAUUUCCAAGAAAUGGCUGAGUGAAAUGUGAAAUGUUUUGAGUCUUCAUAUCAUUACAGUUAUCUGUGAAUCAGUUCAGGGAGUUUAGCCUUUCAGUUAAAAGUGCGCAUCAUGUCAUACUACAACAUUAAAAGUGCGCAUCAUGUCAUACUACGACAUUAAAAGUGUGCAUUAUGUCAUACUACAACAUUAAAAGUGUUAAUCAUGUCAAACUACAACAUAACUGUCAAACUGUAAUUAGUCUUUUCUUUUUCUUCAAUCGUUGGCGUGUAUCCAUUUUGUAUACCUUUCCCUUUUUAUAAAAAAAAAAACGAACAAGUACUUUUAAAGUAUACGAAGAUUUUGAGUGCCAUGUAGUCGUUAAUGUCACAAAGCUUUCACAAUCAUUCAUGUUGUUAUUUGAAAAUAGCCUCAGAUUCCAAUCUAUCAAUUAUUAUUUUUCACUAAUUCUGAUGACCAGGUUAAUGGCACUUUUGAAAUGUUAUCUUUCAUUUUAUUUCAUUCCCAGUGAGAUGUAUUUUCUUAGUGCAUUUCAUUUUUUUAAUCUUUUCACUGCUAAAAUUGAUCAGGGGUGCAUAUUUGUUUAUUAGAAACAUAACAGGUUUGAAGAUUAAAUUAUUUUUUUUUUUUUUACAAUAGCUGAUAAGUGAUUUAUCAACCGUGACUAUUUAAUUUGUGCGUGUGAACGACUUAAGUGUUGUUUUUUUUUACAAUAGAUGAUAAGUGAUUUAUCAACCGUGACUAUUUAAUUUGUGUGUGUGAAUGACUUAAGUGUUUUUUUACAAAAAUCUUAAUUUACGUGAAUGAAAUGCAGACAACUAAUUUAAAAUCGAAAUUCUUUUUUUUUUUUCUUUCAAAUACUUUGUUCCUAACAGUCUGCAUUGUUCCUAACAGUCUGCAUUGUUCCUAACAGUCUGCAUUGUUCCUAACAGUCUGCAUUGUUCCUAACAGUCUGCAUUGUUCCUAACAGUCUGCAUUGUUCCUAACAGUCUGCAUUGUUCCUAACAGUCUGCAUUGUUCCUAACAGUCUGCAUUGUUCCUAACAGUCUGCAUUGUUCCUAACAGUCUGCAUUGUUCCUAACAGUCUGCAUACUUUGAAUUAGUUUAUGUAAUACCUUUCUUGUGUCAUUUUUCAUAUCCUUUCUUAAUUAAGCAGAAAAAUUCCUCACAAAGUAUUUCUUCACCUUAUAAAAAAGCAAGAUAUUGCGUAUAAAGAAUUGUUAAAAUACAAGAAUUGCUUCCAGAAGUGGCAGGUAAUUAUUUAAAGACAAAAAAAAUUUGCGUUCUAAAUUUGAUCCUUUCCUAUAAUUUAUAAAUUAUUUCAUCAAUAUUACAAUUCAUAUUUGUAUCAUCAUAAAAUUUUCUGUUUUCAUAACUUAGUGUUCUUGCUUUUCAAUAUUUAUCGCUUAGGGCACUCAUUUAAUUUUUCUGAAUUCAGUAGUAAAUUUCUACGCCAAGAAGAACGUGCAUGGCACGGCAGAGUCUGUCAAAUUCCACUUCACAUUUUUAACUACUUUUUCCUUGAAACAAAAAUUCUCUACAGUUAACCCUUUGAUGUAUAACCUUUAAUAGUUGUAUUAUUUAAAUUUAUUCAAAUUUGAUAUGAAGUAAUAAAAUUGAUGAAUUUACUUAAAUUUUGGCCGGUGCGAGGGGAUGUGUGGAGAUGGGAGCUUAUUGUGUAGGAUGACUUCCACUGUCACCAACGGAAUCCCCAUCAUGUCAGCUCACAGGAAUCUUUGCUUUGUAUGCAGCUUGAGCAAGGAACCUUUUCAAUGACACGUCAUGUUUUAGCCUCGUCUUGAUCACGUCACGGAAAUGAGGCAUUGCGUUGUCGUUGAACAGAUUCACAGCUUGCACGGCUGCAGCCUUAAUUCUGGGGAUAAGAUCAUGCGUCAUCAAUUUUCUCAACACCGACAAAUGAGGUGUUCCUCACAAGGAAUUGUUGAAUCUCUUCCUGUAUGCUUGUCACUAAGACAUGUUUUUGUGGUAUUCCUUUAAGGUUGCUCCAAGUUCAGCAUACAUUUGGUUUGCUCUUUUGGAGAUUCAUUACUGCUUGGACUGGUCUACAAUUGCAAUAGACUAAUUUCUGUUGUUAUCUACAAAUGUUUUAUCUCCCUUAUGAUACUUUGAUUACUGUCAAGUGUAGGUCUGUGCACUUGACAUGUUCAAGGUGUGCUCUAUGAUAUUGGUUCUGAUAAUUUGAUCACUGUCAUGUGUGUUGGUGCGUAGGUGUGUUGGUGUGUGCCCUUGACAUGUUCAAGGUGUGCUACAUGAUAUUGGUUCUGGAUCAUUUGAUCACUGUCAUGUGUGUUGGUGUCUGCCCGUGACAUGUUCAAGGUGUGCUACAUGAUAUUGGUUCUGAUACUUUGAUCACUGUCAUGUGUGUGGUGCGUAGGUGUGUUGGUGUGUGCCCUUGACAUGUUCAAGGUGUGCUACAUGAUAUUGG
Messenger RNA from Lymnaea stagnalis (great pond snail), 8636 nucleotides. Lineage: Eukaryota; Metazoa; Mollusca; Gastropoda; Lymnaeidae. The record is from the annotation of a GenBank genome assembly.